Messenger RNA from Monomorium pharaonis (pharaoh ant), 2087 nucleotides. RefSeq names its product 8-oxo-dGDP phosphatase NUDT18. NCBI's taxonomy places the organism in Eukaryota, Metazoa, Arthropoda, Insecta, Hymenoptera, Formicidae. The transcript has 4 exons. Gene Ontology annotation, molecular function: magnesium ion binding; 8-oxo-dGDP phosphatase activity; 8-oxo-GDP phosphatase activity. Bases 30 to 1031 code for a protein of 333 amino acids. The record is from RefSeq and is a predicted model, not a curated record.
GCGAGAUACAGUAUCUUCAGUGCGUGUGUAUGUGUGUACAUAACAUGUCAGAUCUUGUAGAGAAUCAAGUUCAAUCGCUGCUUGCUGGACAAGCGUUGGAAAACGAUGGCAUAUGCAAUAUACACACUCUCGCGAGUGACACAACAGGUGCAAAAUCAGGUCAACUAACAGCACACAUUCCCAUUUGCUCGAAAACAGUGACGUACAUAGUUGCCGCUGUUGUCAUAAAUGACCAGGGCGAGGUGUUGAUGAUGCAGGAGGCGAAGGCCUCCUGCACCGGAAAGUGGUACCUGCCAGCUGGUAGAGUGGAGAAGAACGAGAAUCUCAUAAGCGCCGUGAAGAGGGAGGUCCUGGAAGAGACGGGUCUGGUGAUAGAGCCAACAACUCUGAUACUGGUGGAGUGCGCGAAUGGCACGUGGUUUCGUUUUGUAUUCACUGGGGAUAUAGUCGGCGGCACUCUGAAGACACCCGAUCAGGCAAAUGAGGAAUCGCUACAGGCAUCCUGGAUACGAAACAUCGACGACUUGCCUUUAAGGUCUAACGACAUCCUAUAUCUCCUGGACCGAGGCAAAAGUUAUGUUUCAAAUAGGACUGUUCCCCAGCAUCCUCACUUGAUGCCUGUGACGAAACCACAUAGAAAACUAUUAUUGAGAUUAAUAGUCACCUCUAAGAAAAGGGCAACGAAUAGAUUACAUGUGCUUAUGUCUGACACUACACAAUGUAAUCCACCAAUUUGUGAAGUUAAUCCAAAUCGUAGUUUACUGUCUACUUUGCACAGCUUUAUGACAGAGAUAUUUGGAAAUGAUGUAGCACAACACAAGCCACAUGGUUUAUUGUCUGUAGAAUUUAGUGGUGGACAAGAAGGAGGAGAUGGUCUGUGCUUAACAUUACUGGUAUCCUUCAAAUUACCAUUGGAAGACGUACCUAUAAUCGGGAAAUAUAUUUGGCAUGAACUUUCUGAAAACGUAGCAGAAACUCUUGCAGCCCGUCUGCCGCGAAACAUGACUGUGCCUUUAAAGGUCGUACGUUAAUUGCACGAAUAUUUUAUUAAGCAACUUUAUUUUGCUUGAUAAAAAUGAACAGUAUAUUAUAUAAGGAGAUAAUACUCAGAGAAUUUUUUUACUAAAAUCAAGUUUAUAAUGUUAAACAUCGUAGUUACCCUAGUCUACACCAAUGACUUUAUGACGAACAUUAACAGAUACAUAAUAGAUAACAUUCCAUAUUUUUAUCUAAUAUAAAUAAUUUAUUUUAUAAUUAUAACUAUAUGACAAAAAAACUAAAGUAUUAAUCUUGAAUUGAUAUAGUAACACAUCAGAUCAAAUUCUUAAAAGUUUAAUCUAUUUCCAGUAUAAAAAAGUAAUCGUAAAUUACAAUGGAUUUUUUUAAACAGUAUGUAUUAAUAGAGUAUAACAAAAAUCUCAUAUAGUAUAUCAUAAUAUGUAUAUUUAAAACUCAAAUUUUUUAUAGACCAUAUCAGUAUGUAAUUUGAAUUAAAUAAUUAGAAAGUGUAUAUAUACAUAUAUAUAAUUAUAUAAAAAAAUUAUUAAAAGCCAAGUUUAUUAGUUUGUUGUAAAAAUUUAUUAUUAAACACUACAUAAAAAUAUCUUUAAAAUAUUUAAAAUGUUAAAUAGAUUUGAAAUUUUAUAUUCGCAUAUAUAUGCGAUCAAAAGUUGCACAGUUUGUAACAUAUCUCAUUUAGGAAAAUUAUAUCAUUCAAGCAAUAUCUGUUAUAUAAUGUAAAAAAUUAAAAGUAGAGAUAAUUUAUUGAAGAAAAAUUCAUAACAAUAAGACAUAAAUAUAAAAGUAAGGAUAACAAAGUUUUAAUGAGCAAUUUAUCACUUAUUCCACAUCAAAUUGCACAUAGAGCUCAAAACAAGAUUCAAAUUAUAUUUUGAUAAUUUUUAUACAUAUUGUGCUUUGUUUACUCAAAAUAUUCUAAUAAUAAUUACAAUAAUUUACUUAUGUAAUUCAAGAGCUAUUUAAGUAUAAUUGUUGUAGAUUAUAAAAUACUUGUAUAAUCAAAAAUAAUUGAAAAAGAAAUAAUGAAUAUGUUAAUUAUUUAUAUAAAUAAAGUAACAUUUUUUUUA